AUGUCGUACGUAUCUUUCUCUAAGAGGAAGUGCUUUGGAUGCACAUGUUUCCUGGGGUUUAUCUUUGCGAUUGCCCAACUAUAUUAUUUGACCAGUGACUCUGUAAACGGUUACAUCAAGAACAUCGGCAACAGGUUAAAACUAUACCAACAUUUACUUAGACACGAUUUUUCAGCUGAGAUGAGAUACGAUGAUUUUCUUGAAUAUGCUGUGAACAAAGACCACAUACAUUACAAACGAUGUAGUAUUGUUGGAAAUGGAGGUAUUCUAAAAAAAAGUGGAUGUGGAUCAGAUAUCGACAAAGCCGACUAUGUCUUCAGGGCUAAUCUACCUUGGAUUCGGAACUUCACGGAAGAUGCUGGAAAGAAGACAAACUUUACUACUUUUAAUCCAAGCAUUAUUAGAACCAGGUACCACAACAAGUUGUCUGAACUCAAGAAGGAUCUCGAUGCAUAUCAAGGUCAUCUAAUGUUUUCACGAACUGAAAGAAUGAAAGGAGUUAAACGUACAUUUUUAUCGUAUGUACGAAAGAAUACUACGUUAAUUGACUUGGAAAUUGAUCUGAAUUACUCAUUUGCAGUUCAAACAUUUUGGUUAUGCAAUAAAAGUGCAACUUCAGGAUUGAUGUUGGUCAGCCUAGCACUUACACGCUGUGAUGAACUUCACCUGUUUGGAUUCUGGCCAUUUGAUACUGAUGAAGAGGGCAACGAUAUACCAUUCCACUAUACUGAGGACAUUAAAUGGAAGAAAUCAGUAGCACGGACGCAUUAUAUGCCGUACGAGUUUCAAAUUCUUAAAGAAUUGCAUACCAAAGGUGUGCUUGAGCUGCAUAUUGGGAAAUGUGAAUAG
Saccoglossus kowalevskii is the source of this 849-nucleotide messenger RNA. RefSeq lists its product as uncharacterized. NCBI's taxonomy places the organism in Eukaryota, Metazoa, Hemichordata, Enteropneusta, Harrimaniidae. Gene Ontology annotation, biological process: oligosaccharide metabolic process; N-glycan processing. The record is from RefSeq and is a predicted model, not a curated record. Gene Ontology annotation, molecular function: alpha-N-acetylneuraminate alpha-2,8-sialyltransferase activity.